CGGUAACGACACCCGAUUACACGGCGAUACCCGGUAACGGGGCGAGGCGAUGCGAUGCCUGGGGCGGUGCCGGUGCCCGGGGCGGAGGCUACGGGGCGAGGCGGAGCCGUCGGUCAGCGCAUUCGGUGCCCCCCAUGGGAGACAACGGAUGCCCAUGGCUCUGGGGCCGGACUUGCUGCUGGUCGCCGGUUCUUUCGCCGCUUUCCGCUUGUUGAACCGCGGGGUGGAGCGGUUGAUGCCCCCGCCGCCCUCGGCUCGGCGGAACCGCUGGAAGUGGCGGAACAUCUGGACGUCGCUGGCACACAGCGUGCUGAGCGGCGGCGGGGCGCUGGCGGGGUUCUGUCUCUACCCUGGGCUGCACGAGGAUCUGGUGGGCACACAUCCACCCGGGGCACACAGCCUGGUGGCCGUGUCUGUAGGUUAUUUCCUAGAAGACUUUGUGGACAUGCUAUGCAAUCAGAAACUCCACCAGUCCUGGGAGCUGCUCUUCCAUCACUCUGUGGUGAUUGUCUGCUUUGGCAUUGCAGUGCUGCUCCAUCAGUACGUGGGUUUUGCCCUCGUGGCCUUACUGGUGGAGAUUAACUCCAUCUUCCUCCACCUACGCCAAAUCCUGCUCAUGGCCGACCUGGUGCACACCGCCUGCUACCGCCUCAACAGCAUCAUCAACCUGGGCACCUACGUGGUGUUCCGCAUUGCCACGCUGGCCUGGAUGACACACUGGCUGUUCCUCAACCGGCAGCACGUGCCCCUGGCCACAUACACUGUGGGCACAGUUGGCAUGGCAAUCAUGACCCCCAUGAACAUCAUCCUCUUCUAUCGCCUGCUACGUAGUGACUUCUUCAAGUCCAGCCGGGACACGCGCAGGGAGAAGGAGAAAUAGCAUGGAGCAGCUAUGAGCUCAUGGAGGAGGACAGCAAAGAGCUGGUGGGGAAUAAGAAUGGCUAUUUCAGUGUUGCUUGGACUUAAGGUUGUGGAUCCUGGGCAGAGAAGGUGCUGGUGGACCAGGCACUGGGGCUCUGCUCUCCAGCACCUUUGGAUGAUGUGGUCGAACAACCAGGAGCUGCUCAGAGAAGCUCUGAAGGCUCUAACAGCCCUGAGACACCACUGAGAAGGGAGCAGGGAGAAGAGCAUUGUUUCCCCAUGCUUUUCUGGAUAUGCAAACACCACUGUGAGUUUCUAACCUCUUAGGUGCUGCACCCUGCAGGGUCCUAUUGCCUAAGGGACUCUGUGCUACCUCCAGCACUUCCCAUGGGAAAGCACCAGGCAAGAGAAGCUCCAAGGCUUUGCCCUUGAGGCCAGGGCUGAUAAAAGCCAAAUCCUGCACCCAUCCCUGAUGAGAUUGUGCCAGGUGAGAGAUGAAGGCUUGGACUUGUCCUUGUCAGAUGCUGCUGGCACUGGACUAGGGACAGUGGGAGCCAUAGUGCCAUACUUGGGGACUGCUGCUAACUUCAGACAACUGGAGAUAUUCUAGUGUUGUUUUCUUCCCAGAUCUAUUAAGUCCCCAUAAAUGAGUGUGGGAAUGCGUGAGCUGCAGACCAGGAUGGUGUGUGAUAGUUGUUUCCCGUGGAUGAGAUGUUUUCAGAUGGGCCAGAUAUGGGCAUCUAUGAGGAACCAGAAGUCCUGCUGCAGAGCCCGGUGUAAUGCUCUCAAGCAGCAGCAAGAGCUCUUACUAACACAGGCUUUCAAUAAAUGGCAAAUGAAAGAGCUCAAGUGGAAGAGGC
This is a messenger RNA of Lagopus muta (rock ptarmigan), 1721 nucleotides long. RefSeq names its product TLC domain containing 2 (gene TLCD2). NCBI's taxonomy places the organism in Eukaryota, Metazoa, Chordata, Aves, Galliformes, Phasianidae. Bases 50 to 880 code for a protein of 276 amino acids. The record is from RefSeq and is a predicted model, not a curated record. The transcript is spliced from 4 exons. Gene Ontology annotation, cellular component: plasma membrane. Gene Ontology annotation, biological process: membrane assembly; plasma membrane organization; regulation of membrane lipid distribution.